Cavia porcellus (domestic guinea pig) is the source of this 3162-nucleotide messenger RNA. RefSeq names its product mahogunin ring finger 1 (gene Mgrn1). Lineage: Eukaryota; Metazoa; Chordata; Mammalia; Rodentia; Caviidae. Gene Ontology annotation, cellular component: early endosome; nucleus; cytoplasm. The record is from RefSeq and is a predicted model, not a curated record. Gene Ontology annotation, biological process: endosome to lysosome transport; protein ubiquitination; negative regulation of G protein-coupled receptor signaling pathway. Gene Ontology annotation, molecular function: ubiquitin protein ligase activity. Bases 183 to 1919 code for a protein of 578 amino acids. The transcript has 17 exons.
UUCCCGGGGAGCUGCGGGCUGGAAGGCGGGGCGCCACGGCGUCUGACCCGGCCAGUCCGGGUGGGGGCUUGGAUCAAGGCACCGCUGUGUCCGUGUGUCCGUGCGUCCGUGCGGCCUGGUUUUGGCCAUGUCCGCGUGAGGACUUCACGGCUGCCACCACCCAAGUCCCCGCCGGUGCCUUCAUGAUGGGCUCCAUCCUGAGCCGCCGCAUCGCGGGGGUGGAGGACAUCGACAUCCAGGCGAACUCCGCCUAUCGCUACCCUCCGAAGUCCGGAAACUACUUUGCUUCCCACUUUUUCAUGGGAGGUGAGAAAUUCGACACCCCCCAUCCUGAAGGAUACCUCUUUGGAGAGAAUAUGGAUCUGAACUUCCUAGGCAGCCGCCCUGUCCAGUUUCCAUAUGUCACUCCUGCGCCCCAUGAGCCUGUGAAGACAUUGAGAAGCCUGGUGAAUAUCCGCAAAGACUCCCUCCGACUUGUGAGGUACAAAGAUGAUGCUGACAGCCCCACUGAAGGUGGCGAGAAGCCCCGGGUGCUCUACAGCCUGGAAUUCACCUUUGAUGCUGAUGCCCGAGUGGCCAUCACCAUCUACUGCCAAGCGGUGGAGGAGUUCCUUAAUGGCAUGGCAGUGUACAGCCCCAAGAGUCCAGCCCUGCAGUCGGAGACCAUCCACUACAAGCGGGGAGUGAGCCAGCACUUCUCACUGCCUUCCUUCAAGAUUGACUUCUCUGAGUGGAAGGACGACGAGCUGAACUUUGACCUGGAUCGGGGCAUGUUUCCAGUGGUCAUCCAGGCCGUGGUGGAUGAGGGAGAUGUUGUGGAAGUGACUGGCCACGCCCAUGUGCUUCUGGCUGCCUUUGAAAAGCAUGUGGACGGCAGCUUCUCUGUGAAGCCUUUAAAGCAGAAGCAGAUCGUGGACCGAGUCAGCUACCUACUGCAGGAGAUCUAUGGCAUUGAGAACAAGAACAACCAAGAGACCAAGCCCUCAGACGAUGAGAACAGUGACAAUAGCAGCGAGUGUGUGGUGUGUCUGUCAGACCUUCGGGACACGCUGAUCCUGCCCUGCCGCCACCUGUGCCUGUGCACCUCCUGUGCUGACACGCUGCGCUACCAGGCCAAUAACUGCCCCAUCUGCCGGCUACCAUUCCGGGCCCUCUUGCAGAUCCGGGCCGUGCGGAAAAAGCCAGGAGCCCUGUCCCCCAUCUCCUUCAGUCCUGUCCUGGCCCAGAGCAUGGACCAUGAAGAACACUCUUGUCCCUUUAAAAAAUCAAAGUCGCACCCUGCCUCCCUGGCCAGCAAGAAACCUAAAAGGGAAACUAGCUCUGACAGCAUCCCACCUGGCUAUGAACCCAUCUCUCUGCUUGAAGCACUCAAUGGCCUGCGGGCUGUUUCACCGGCCAUCCCUUCAGCGCCUCUUUAUGAGGAAAUAACCUACUCGGGGGUCUCGGAGGGCCUUUCCCAGGCCAGCUGUCCACUUGCUGGAAUCGACCAGGUCCUAGAAACCAGCCAUCAGAGCAGGCAGCGGAGCAAGUCUCCUGACAGCACCCUGCGGUCCCCGUCAUCCCCCAUCCACGAGGAGGAUGAGGAGAAGCUCUCUGAGGACUUGGAAGCUCCUCUCCCACCAGGUGGCCCGGAGCUGGCCCUGGGGGAGAGCAGCUCCCCAGAGAGUUUCCUAACAGAAGAGGUUGAUGAGCCAUCGCUGAAGCAAGGGAGCCAAGUGGCAUCCAUCGAGGAGGUCCUGCAGGAUGGCAGCCCCGAGCACCAAGGUUGUGCCCAGUCAGGUCCUCCUGCUGACAUCUACCUGCCAGGAUGGUCCACAUCCAUGGAGACGCCCCACAGCCUCAGCACCACCGGACCCCCUUGGCCUCCACAUGGUGGCGCCAGUCCUGACCCUGGGACCUCUGACCUGACCCCACUCUGAGAGCCUGGUCCCGCUAGCAGCAUGGAGCCCUCUGCCCCCCAGACUCUACUGAGGGACUGCCCUGGACCUCAGUGUGACCCCAACCUCUCCUGUCUGCACGCCCUGUGUGGUACCAGCCUCUGAGGGGUCAGGUGACCCUUGAUCAAAGAGCACAGUGGAUUGUCCACUCUACACACCUUCUUUUUCUAUGGUUGAUAUGUUUGUAAAUGGUACAAGAUGAAGGACAGCAGCUCUUAAUCCUGGGCUCUGGGCCCUGUUCCCCAAAUGCCAGUGUCAACACUCAGAAACUGGCAGAAGAGGAGUUAUUGAUGGAUGAUGUGCUGUUGUCACAGACGUUCAAGAUGGGGGAGGAGGGCCCAAGUCACAGUCAAUGAAGGAAACAGUGCCUGUCUGCCCAUCCCACUUCCUGCUCCUUGUGGCAGACUGGCCCUUGCUGCUUUUUCACCCUAGUGUUGUGGCCAUGGGUGGCCUUUCCUGGUGCCUGAGGGCCCACCUCUGCUCUAUGCUCUGGGCCCCUUAGUACCCAGGUAUCUGCCCCAGCGCACGCCCUUUCCCUGACAACCCAUCUGUAGCCAUCGGUUCCCGGUGGCCUAAUACCCAUGUCCUGUGCUUUCUCACAGGCACUGCUUUGCUCCCUCUCUAGAUGCCUCCACAGUGGUGCCGUUUCUCCUCAGCUGCUGCUGCCAGGCUAUGUGCAGCAGCUUCUUUGGUUCCCCUGUUGCCUUUUCUGUGUCCCUUUGCUUUUCUCUUGCUUCAUCUGAAUGGGGGCAGAGUCACAGCUGUGAUGGUGUACUUCUAAUGCAGCCUUAGAGAGAAGCACAGGGGCUCCAGAUGCUUGUGCCUUCACAGCCUCGAGUCUGUGCUGUGUGCAGCCUGGCCAGGGAGGAUAGAGGGUCCCUGACUUGUGGGAGAAUGGCUGAGAGGGAGGGCCUGCCCUGGAACUCAGUGAGUGUUGCUUGAGCCCCAGCUUUGCCCAGUGGCACACUAGAGAACCCAGUGGUGGCCACGUUGUUUUGCUUGUGUGCAGAGCACAGUCCGCAUACCCUGCUUCCCCUGCCUGCCCUAGGUUCACACAUGAACACCCCUCUCCUGGACGGUGUCGGUGGCAGCACUUUGAAGGAUGAGAUGCAGAUUAGUCUGUCUCUGUCUUGGACUCACCAUGCUAUCAUUUGAUGUACUCUGACUGGCUAGUCGUUUGUUUGUUUUUACUGUAUAUUUAUAGUAAUAAAAUUACGCAGCAAUA